This is a messenger RNA of Schistosoma guineensis, 318 nucleotides long. The record is from the annotation of a GenBank genome assembly. NCBI's taxonomy places the organism in Eukaryota, Metazoa, Platyhelminthes, Trematoda, Strigeidida, Schistosomatidae.
AUGACUACAAUUGGUGAAGUGUAUGUAGAUUGGAAACCUAUCGCUUGUACUCGUAUAGUCAUAGCUGACUUCAACUCUUCGUCAUCGUUAUCAUUAUCACCUCUUAUAUCAAUUGAAAAGAAAUCAAUGCCAACACAACAACAAGAAUCUUGUUGGCGAUAUUCUUCAAUUACUGCCUUGCGUGGUGGUAGUAGUCAUCGUUGUUUUGUCAAACAAGCUGCAUGGCUUCGUGAUGGUCUAUCACUAAUUGGUGCAAAAACUGAACUCCAGUUGUUUAGUCAAUGGCCAUCAGAUAAUUUUUAUAAUUUAUUUACGUGA